Molecule: messenger RNA, 1179 nt
Organism: Saccharomycopsis crataegensis
Lineage: Eukaryota; Fungi; Ascomycota; Saccharomycetes; Ascoideales; Saccharomycopsidaceae
Product: actin-related protein 1
Exons: 3
Coding region: 1-1179 (392 amino acids)
Source: RefSeq, a predicted model, not a curated record
AUGGACACUGAUCCCUCGCUGAUUCUACUAAACCAGCCGAUUGUGAUUGACAAUGGUUCAGGGACCAUCAAGGCUGGUUUCGCUGGUGAAGAAAGACCCAAAAGUUUCGCCCCAGCAAUUAUUGGGCGACCAAAAUAUUCUAAAGUGAUGGCAGGGGCUGUCGAAGGCGAUAACUUUAUCGGAAAUAGCGCUCAAGAAAAUCGCGGAUUUCUUAAACUUAAAUAUCCAAUUGAGCAUGGUAUAAUAAAUAACUGGGAUGAUAUGACGAUGAUAUGGCAGUCGAUAUUUACAAAUGACCUUCGAACAUCCAGCGAAGAGCAUCCCAUUUUGCUUACGGAAGCGCCGUUAAAUCCAAAAGUAAAUAGGGAGAAAUGUGCCCAGAUCUUCUUUGAAACGUUCAAUUCCCCAGCCCUUUAUUUCUCUAUUCAAGCAAUUUUGGCGCUUUAUGCUUCUGGUAAAACCACUGGCGUAGUUAUUGAUUCGGGGGAUGGUGUUUCGCAUGUCGUACCAGUAUAUCAAGGGUUUUCCAUGUCCAGUGCUAUCAAGAGGAUUGAUAUUGCCGGCAGAGAUAUUACCGAACAGUUGCAACUAUUGCUUAGAAAAUCCGGAUACAUGUUUCAAACUUCAGCAGAAAAGGAAAUUGUUCGGACGAUAAAGGAGAAAAUGUGCUUCAUAUCUAAAGAUCCAAAAAGAGAUGAGCAUGACUGGUCGGCAUUUGCUUCGAUUGGUCAUUCGACAACAGCAGAGACAGAUUUACCAAGAAUCAAUUCGUUUCAGCUACCGGAUGGUAAAAUCAUUAAAUUGGGUCCUGAGUGCUUUAGAGCUCCAGAGAUCUUGUUUAGGCCAGAAAUCAUAGGAUCUGAAUUUAUCGGUGUUCACGAUAUGAUCUUGGAGUCAAUUAAUAAGAUAGACUUGGAUUUGAGGGACUCGCUAUACAAGAAUAUUGUGUUAAGUGGGGGCACGACAUUAACAAAAGGGUUUGGCGAUAGAUUAUUGUUAGAAUUAAAAAAUAACUCUGCCAAAGGCACGAAAAUUAAGAUAUAUGCUCCUCCAGAAAGGAAAUACAGUACCUGGAUUGGGGGAUCAAUCUUGGCUGGGCUAAGCACUUUCAAAAGAAUGUGGUUUACUUAUAGUGAGUACCAAGAGAAUCCAGAUAUAGUUCACACAAAAUGCUUAUGA